GGAUUGGAUCGGGGGCUUAACGGGCCUCGAUCAUCCGCGUCAUCUCGCGGCGGGGGCCGGAGAGCGCUCGCUCCGCUGUUGUAGCUCCUGCAUCCUCGCCGAGGAAGCCAUGGCCGAGGUGCCCCCCUUGGUCAAGAUCAAGGUCUCGCUCAAGAUCCAGCCCAACGACGGGCCCGUCUACUUCAAGGUGGAUGGCCAGAGGUUCGGCCAGAACAGGACCAUCAAGCUACUCACGGGGGCCAAGUACAAGGUCGAGGUGGCGCUGAAGCCCGGGACCAUCCAGGCCACGACCAUGGGGAUAGGGGGCGUGACUGUUCCCCUGGAAGAGACCUCAAGAGAACCCCAGGUUGUUACUUAUUCUGGGAUCUAUGAUACAGAAGGAGUUACUCACACCAAAAGUGGGGAGAGGCAGCCCAUACAAGUCAACAUGCAGGUCACUGACAUUGGUGCUUUUGAAACCGUCUGGCAAGUCAAAUUCUACAACUACCACAAGAGAGAUCAUUGCCAGUGGGGGAACAGUUUUGGAUGCAUCGAGUAUGAAUGCAAACCCAAUGAGACACGUAGCCUCAUGUGGAUCAACAAAGAAACCUUUUUCUGAAGCAAAGCAGGACAGUUGUGGCUGGACCUUCUCUUGGUAAAAGAACCGAUCUUCAAGCCAGUAUGAAGCCUUAACGGAGGCACUCUGUCCAGAUGUUUCUCUUUAACAAGCAAGACUACAAUCACAGCUCCCUGGGAAUAAGUUUCUUUUGAAAUGGUUGAGGCUUGUUUCCAAAUGUUCAAGAUGUGUGCACACAAAAAAAAAAAAAAAAAAAAGUUACUGGGAUUUAAACAUUUACUGCGUACCCCCACCCCGACUCUAAACUGUUCUCACUUCCAGUAUAGUAUGGCAGAUCCAGAUAUUGCAUAAGGCUCCCCAUGGUAUAAUAAUCUUUGGAUGUGAUGCUGUUUGUGACCUACCAGGAAUCAUUGUUCUAAGGUUCAACCGCUACACGCUGGUGGCAGCCUCUGUAUUUUAUUUGUAUUAAAUCUCUGUGCUCCUUCAUAUUAGUGAGUGUGUGCUACAAUGUGAACUAGCUACUGCUGUGCCAUAAACCCAGGUACCUUCUCCCUCCUAUUGACAUAUGCCUGCCGUGCUAUGCAGCAAGCGGGCAAACUGCAGGUGACUCUACAUCCAGUGACUCAAUAGGUCCAAAGCUUAAUUUGCUUCGUUUUCCUGGCUGUGCGUGUGCUUGUGAUGGUGGGGAAGGGGGAUUGUUGAACGUUGUAUAAUAUUCUGACUGGCUCUCCUAUCAUGAGUUUUGUUGGGUUUCCCAGGCUCUGAAGCAGCCCUUAAAACCCUCAGUGGUGAUGGAAUUCUUGACAAACACCUAAGAAAAUGGCCAAGCAAUAUAUCUGUGGAUUUUAGUUGUAUGUGUAUAUUGCGAAUUUGCUGUAAUUAAGUGUAAUGUACAAACACCAAGCCCAAUGAGUUUUGAGAUGACCUGUUCCAACUGUAUUUUUAUAUGUAAAAUGAAAUAAACUUGGCUACCAGUCACUUUUGACCUGCAGCAGCAGUUCUGUUGCACCAAACAGCAAGCAGCCUUUCAGGUCAAAUCUCUAAUGCAAUGAGUCUUCCUUAGUCAAAGGAAAGCCACGUUUGCAUAAGCUCACGCAGGACUGUGAACUGUGGUGCUACCUCCUGCGCACAUCUGUUUACAGCUCCAGGGCAAAUGAGAAGCACAUAGCAGACAGAACAAAUCAAAUGCUGGCAUGGAUGGUGCGUUUCUUCUCUCUCCUGCUGUACUGGGUUAAGGUGGUUAUGUAUCUGCAUUACCAUAUGUAUCACCUCUACCUGUAUUCGUCAUGUGAACCAUCUAUCAAUCGUUUCAAGAUUUGAUCUUUGUAAUAAAACAGUGUUUCCUGUA
This is a messenger RNA of Varanus komodoensis (Komodo dragon), 1904 nucleotides long. RefSeq names its product cannabinoid receptor interacting protein 1 (gene CNRIP1). Gene Ontology annotation, biological process: negative regulation of signaling receptor activity. The record is from RefSeq and is a predicted model, not a curated record. Gene Ontology annotation, molecular function: type 1 cannabinoid receptor binding. The transcript is spliced from 3 exons. NCBI's taxonomy places the organism in Eukaryota, Metazoa, Chordata, Lepidosauria, Squamata, Varanidae. The coding region runs from base 110 to 598 and encodes 162 amino acids. Gene Ontology annotation, cellular component: plasma membrane.